This is a messenger RNA of Lytechinus pictus (painted urchin), 3933 nucleotides long. RefSeq names its product zinc finger protein 93-like. The transcript has 6 exons. Gene Ontology annotation, molecular function: chromatin insulator sequence binding; protein binding. The record is from RefSeq and is a predicted model, not a curated record. Bases 264 to 2618 code for a protein of 784 amino acids. Lineage: Eukaryota; Metazoa; Echinodermata; Echinoidea; Temnopleuroida; Toxopneustidae. Gene Ontology annotation, cellular component: chromosome. Gene Ontology annotation, biological process: regulation of transcription by RNA polymerase II.
AGGUAAAACAACCUCGGUAUAUUGUUAUGAAUAUUAUUUGAGGUACGUAAGAAAUGAACCUCAGCUCAGGCCGCUCUGAUCCGCUAGUUUUUAUAUAUUUUUUUUUUUGCGUCUUCGAGAAUACCAUAUGGAAUCAAGGUCAUAUAUCACGUCACGGUCACUUUUUACGGUAACCUGAAGAUCCGGCGUUAUAAAUCCGUAUUUUUUGCGUGAAUCAAUCAUUCUGAACGAGGUCUUGCACGCUACAUGUAGCCCUAAUAGCCAUGGAAGGAAACUUUCCACCUGGUUUCCACCUUCCUGAGAGGGAGCAACAAGAAACUGGGCAACAGCAACCACAGCCACAACAACCAUCGCAACAGCAACAUGUUGCCCACUAUCCUUUUGAUUUGCCAAUACCAUACCACACACCGUCACAACACCAGGCUGAUUAUAUGGAGGACCAGCCAACCAGGGUAUUCCCCUUGCCACACCCAGUCACACAGAUGUUCACACCAGUCUAUCAUGAUUCUGGGCCUGCGCAUUCAUCUGCAAAGCAUUUGCAUCAUACCCUUCCUCAACGACCAAUCGCAUACGGAGGUCACAGGGCCAAGUAUCCAGGUCUUCAAGAGAAUUUCACGCCACCCCUCACAACCCAAGAACCAGAUGUAGAAACAACCAACUUACCAACCACAAGUCUCGGAUCAGCCUCCACUAAUCGUGACAUUUCUCCGGAUGCUGCCAUUCCACUGACUGCAACUCAUGAAUCAUCAUCAGAGAGCAACAUUCCACCUACUACAGACGCUGCUUCAGGUUCUAAACAAGUGCAGUCCCAGGGAGAUAAAGAUGAGGAAAAGGAGGCCAGGCCAACACCACGAUCUCCAAGCAGUUCUACCAAGGAACCACAGCUGCUGGCAGCUCUCAAACUGAAAAAAGUUAGCUCUGUUAUGGAGAUACCACCAUCCCUCGAGCUAAGGGUGCCAUCACAGGACAAAGUGGAUGGAGUAUUCGCCAAGGAAACGAUAGAGAAGGGGACAGAAUUUGGACCCUACGUAGGAAUCUUGAUGAAUGAGGAACAGGGUUUUGCAAGGGAAACAACUUGGGAGCUUUGUAUCACAGGGAAAGUUUUCUUCUACAUCGAUGGGCAGAAGACUUGGAUGUCUCAUCUGAGGUUUGCACAUAGCGAUGAGGAGCAAAACAUAGAGGCGUAUCAGUACUGCGGCGAUAUCUACUUUCGAAGCACAAAGGUCAUUGACCCAGGAAGUGAACUGAGAGUGUUCUAUAGCAAGGAUUAUGGGAAGUGUGUUGGUAUUGAGAUGGCACUGGAAGAUCUGAAGUUUCAUGAAGAUUCACAAAAGUUCCAAUGUAGCCUGUGUGAGGACAUGUUCACAUCCCCCAAAUUAAUCCUGAGACAUAUCAGAUGUGAACACAACCAUGGCAAACCGGAAGAGAUGGUUCCAGUAGUUACUUGGAAGAAAAGGAAGAAAAGGAAAUCUGUGGCGAUUGAAGUCAGCUCCAAAAAGCAACUAGGAAGUCAGCUGAAAGUGAAUGAUCAGGACAAAUCCAAAUUUAAGUGUAAAACUUGUCAGGAGACCUUCCCUUCUUUCGCCAGACUAAAGGCACAUGAGCUAUUCCACGAGAAAGAGGAGGCGUCUACAGAAAUUGAGGAAGAUUCUACAGAACCUUUCAAAGAACACACAAAUAAAAUGUUUGAAUGCAGUGAGUGCAAUAAAGUUUACAAAUGUGUGCGUUCGGUCACUAGGCACAAGAGGAGGGUUCAUGGGCAUCGCUGUGAAUACUGCGGGGAAAGAUUCCCGAACAAGAAAGAUUGUGUAAAACAUGAGCAGACACACCAAGCAUUUAAAUCAUCUGGUGCAACAGAGACUAUGUCUUCUGGAAUGACCAAUGCCCGUCCAGCAAAUAGCGGGGAACCCCCUGGCAUUCAACCCUCAGAACCGGCACCUGAUGAGCCAAAGGAUAUGCUUGGUAGAUCUUCUAGUUAUUACAAACAUCCUUAUAAAUGUCGCUUUUGCACGAAGAGAUAUGCUAAAAGGUUAGCAGCUGAGUACCAUGAAAAAGAGGUUCACAUGGGCGAGGGGGAUUUCAAAUGCAGCUAUUGUACCAAGGUAUUCAGCACCAUCAGUCGUCUCAAUAGUCACCUCGCUGCACAUAAGUAUGUGAACAUGUAUCCGUGCACAGAGUGUCCAAAGAGUUUUGCUUCAGAGAGCGCCCUUAACAACCAUCAAGGAGAACACACAGGACUCAAACCAUUCAAAUGUGACAUCUGUGACCGAGGAUUCAGAACUAGGAAGUUGACUCUUAGCCACAAGAGACGCGUGCACAGUGAGCGCCCGAAGCGCUUCAUCUGCACCUUCUGUGAGAAAGGUUUUGCCGAUAAGUGGGACUUGAAGGUCCAUGAAAGGCGUCACAAGGGUAUCAGGCAACAUGUUUGCCUAGAUUGUGGGAAGGGUUUCACGUCCGUUACCUCUCUGGCUGCGCACAAUCAAGCCAUGCAUAUUAAGACCAAACCUUUCUCCUGUGGAAUCUGUGGUAAAAGCUUUGCAUUGAAUCAUCGGUACAACUAUCACAUGGCUAGGCAUAGACUGGAGGGAGAGGAUCAGCCACAGACAAUCAGCUCUUAAAUAAUCUCUUAUUACUAUUAGCAUUAAUCUGGAAUUCGGGUCAUGGCUUCUAUGUAAUACUGUAUUAAACAUGUACAAUUUUUGUGUCAACGUGCACCUCACCUGACAGCCAUGGUGUUUGUAUUCCAAAAGCUCUCUCUUGAAUGCUGUUACUCAAGCAUUUCUCUUGCUUAUUUAGUUGCCGCUGCAUUUUUUCAUUCAUCAUCUUAUUAUGCUUAUAUAUUUCUAAAUUUAGUUAUUGCCCAGUGGAUUAGUCUUCGGACUUUGAAACAGAGGGUCGUGGGUUCGAAUCCCAGCCAUGGCGUAAUUUCCUUCGGCAAGAAAUUUAUCCACAUUGUGUUGCACUCGACCCAGGUGAGGUGAAUGGGUACCCGGUAGGAUUUAUUCCUUGAAUGCUUUAGCGCCUAUAAGGCCGCUCAGCUACAGCCGGGGUAAUAAUAAUAUACCAAGUAUAUUUCAGCGCCUUGAGCACAUAAUCAAUGUGGAUUUGGCGCUUUAUAAAUACUCUAUAUUAUUAUUAUUAUUAUUAUUAUUGCUCCUCUGUUAUAACUCAGUCACUUUGCAAUGUAUUUUAUUGUCAUAUUACGAUUAUGUUUAUGCAUUGUAAAUUUAAUUUGAUUUUACAGUAAAUGCACAAACUCCUUGAAAAAAAAUGGUGGGAUUGAUGGCCUUGAAUAGGAGUUAAUUUUUUUUUAAAGAAAGGGGCAAAGAACUUUAUAUGGUCUAUGUAUUAAAACUAAUAUAAUUAUUGCCAAACGUUUUUCCUUUUUUAAGAUUGUUCUUUGGGCCUGAUGUUGCCAUCAUUAAAUGAUGAAAAUAUGGCCCAUGACUGCUAUGUAAAAAAACAUAAUUAAAUAAAAAAAACAAGGUUUUACAUCAAGCUAAUUAGAAUAUGAAUUAACACUUCUUAAAUUUGUCCAUUUUGGGAGCUAAAGGGAAUGUGUUGGCGGAAGUAAAUUCCACAGCCGAGCCGUCCUUGGAAUAUAUGAAGAUUGAUGAAGAGAAGUAUUUGACAUUGGGACAGUGACUCUGUAGGGGUGGGCAGCUGCAGUAGAGCGAGUCAAAUGGACAUUGGGGGCCAUUCCACACAACUCAAGGGAUAGUUUCAGGAAGAAGUGACGGUAGAAGGUACAGAGAGAUGCAACAUUUCUCCAGUGCUUGAGUGGAUAAAGCCCAUUUUUAGAAGGGUCUUCAAGUCUCAGGAGGCGGAGUGUUUGGAUUGUAAACAGAUGAAAAUCAUUUCAUAAUUGCUUUAUGGCAGUGCAAUUUGUAACUUUAUGUCAGAAAUAAAUAUUUUGGUAUGUCUUCGUCCUUA